AUGGCUACAUCUUCCACAUCUCCCGACACCUCUUCAACAAGUGUACCUAAUGGUACAACCAAACAAUAUAAUCUUCGCAAUCCGCUUCCGCUCUCAGCCCCCCAAGAACAAGAAGUGAAACUGCUGUACUACAAGCGAGUGCGCGCCCAUUGCGCCCCCGAGAUUAAAGCAUUCGCCGAGUGUGCCGUUAACCGCACUGUCACUGCAACAUGGGUCUGCCGCCAGCAACGCCUCGCAAUGAAUUCAUGCAUGGUCGCCCACGCGAAGCCGGAAGAAGAGGACCGGGCACGUGAGGAAUGGUUCGCAGGGUACGAGGAACGGCGACGCGCGCGCGAGGAGGAACUUGCACGUGUUGAGAAGCGGCGUGCGGAAGUUAUUAGCAUGAUGCGCGAGGAUGAAGCGCGGACGCGAGCGGCUGGAAAAUGA
Penicillium griseofulvum is the source of this 426-nucleotide messenger RNA. RefSeq lists its product as uncharacterized. NCBI's taxonomy places the organism in Eukaryota, Fungi, Ascomycota, Eurotiomycetes, Eurotiales, Aspergillaceae. Gene Ontology annotation, cellular component: mitochondrion. Bases 1 to 426 code for a protein of 141 amino acids. The record is from RefSeq and is a predicted model, not a curated record. The transcript is spliced from 2 exons.